CCUGCACUGUCUGCAGUCUCUGGUCAUCCCCUGCACUGUCUGCAGUCUCUGGUCAUCCCCUGCACUGUCUGCAGCCUCUGGUCAUCUCCUGUACUGUCCGCAGUCUCUGGUCAUCUCCUGUACUAUGUCCGCAGUCUCUGGUCAUCUCCUGUACUGUGUCCGCAGCCUCUGGCCAUCUCCUGUACUGUGUCUGCAGUCUCUGGUCAUCUCCUGUACUGUGUCCGCAGUCUCUGCAUCUCCUGUACUGAUGUCCGCAGUCUCUGGUCAUCUCCUGUACUGUGUCCGCAGUCUCUGGUCAUCUCCUGUACUGUGUCCGCAGUCUCUGGUCAUCUCCUGUACUGUGUCCGCAGUCUCUGGUCAUCUCCUGUACUGUGUCCGCAGUCUCUGGUCAUUUCUGUACUAUGUCCGCAGUCUCUGGUCAUCUGUACUCCGCAGUCUCUGGUCUGU
Staurois parvus is the source of this 447-nucleotide messenger RNA. The record is from the annotation of a GenBank genome assembly. NCBI's taxonomy places the organism in Eukaryota, Metazoa, Chordata, Amphibia, Anura, Ranidae.